GGAAAAGAAAAAAUAGAAAACUCAAUAAUUCAAAACAACCGUACCCCAAGGCAAAAGAUGCUGAUUACACGUUUUGGUCCAGAGGAUUAAACUUGAGAAUUACCCCCAUCCAAUAAAUUUCACCUCCACAAAGGUAAAACAAAAAUCUGAGCAGCUUUAAUAACCUCCUCCUAGUCCCAGUAGUAGAUAUGCUGGAAACUCCAGUGUUGUUGCAAAAUUCAAGCGAUGAAGGAGGAGGUGCUGCUGCUGCGGAGCUGAAGAAGAAUAAUGAAGGCGGAGGUGAGUGGAAUUCAGGUGGGAACAGGUGGCCCCAUGAGGAAACACUGGCUUUGCUCAACAUAAGGUCUCAAAUGGAGCUUGCAUUUCGUGACUCCUCCUCCUCUCACAAAGUCCCUCUAUGGGAUGAAGUCUCCAGGAAAAUGGGGGAACUUGGGUAUCAUCGAAAUGCCAAGAAGUGCAAAGAGAAAUUCGAGAACAUCUACAAGUAUCACAAGAGAACAAAGGAAGGCCGAUCUGGUAGACGACAAAAUGCCAAAAAUUACAGAUUCUUCCAGCAGUUGGAGCUUUUUGACUCCCACCACUCUUUACUUCCAUCCCCAACCUCCCAUCAAAUCCAAAUCCAAAAUACCCUGGAAAAACCAACCUUGGUAUCUCCUGCAACACCCCUCACAAUGUUAAAACCCACCACAAGCUUAAGCCAAGAUGAUCUCAGAAUACAGCAGCCUUGCCAUACUCGAGGAGACUUCAGUUUGGACGUCAAUUUCACCUCCACAUCCGCCACCUCUUCUUCGUCAGGGAAAGAAUCUCAAGGGAUUGCUAAGAGGAAGAGGAAGUUGGGUGAUUAUUUUGACAAGUUGAUGAAGGAAGUGCUAGAGAAGCAAGAGGGUUUACAUAGCAAGUUCCUUGAAGCAAUAGAGAAAUGUGACAAGGAUCGGAUGGCAAGAGAAGAAGCGUGGAAGAGGCAAGAGAUGGAAAGACUGAAGAGAGAACAAGAGUCAUUAGCUCAGGAAAGAGCCAUUGCUGCAGCAAAGGAUGCAGCUAUUAUUGCCUUUCUGCAGAAGAUAACACAGCAACCUAUCCCUAUCCCUGUACCAUUGCCAACGAACCCGACCCCCAUAUCUCCUAAGUGUGUUGAGAACCAAGAAAGUGUGUUAGAGAAAAAUAUUGGAGAUGGCAGCGAAGAAGAUGUGGUGGACAAAGGAAAUGACAUGCAAGAGAAUGUUGCUGAGAGAAGUAGUAUUGAAAAGAGAGAGAAGAGUGGUUGUGGUGAGAGUAAUUCUGUGCAGACAAGCUCUUCACGGUGGCCUAGAGAAGAAGUGGAAGCUUUAAUUAGAGUUCGGAGAAAUCUUGACUUGCAAUACCAAGAUAGUGGAUCAAAAGGGCCAUUGUGGGAGGAGAUAUCAGCAGGUAUGAAGAAGCUUGGAUAUGACAGAAGUGCGAAAAGGUGUAAAGAGAAGUGGGAGAACAUAAACAAGUACUAUCGGAGAGUAAAAGAAACACAAAAGAAAAGGCCUGAAGAUUCAAAGACGUGCCCUUACUUCCACUUGCUGGAUUCUCUGUAUCAAAGCAAGUCCAGGAGGGUAGAACAUAGAGGUUCAGAUGUUCCUAAAUCCAAGGGAGAAAUGCUGGUGCAAAUAAUGAGGCAAAACCAAGCGGAGGAGGAGGAGGAGGAGGAGGAGGCAACAGGAAAAGAAGAUGGCGAAAGACCAAGUGUGGAUCAAAAUGAAGAAAAUGAUGAUGAGUAGCAGCAAAUAGUUGGAAAUCCCCCCUUGCCUGCUGCAGAAAAAAGAAUGCAGUGAUGCUGAUGGUGGAUGCAUGAAGUUUUACAAGGGGCACAGUGGUUGUGCCUUAGAGUUGUGUAAGAUUACAAUUGGUGCACAUAAAGCAAAGUGACAUCUUUCUUUCUAGUUUAGUCAUAAUAAUAAUGUAUAUGAAAUCAUAGUUUACUGGGUAAAUAGAGAGAGAGAUGGUUGUUUAGAAGAUUAGCUCACAAGUAAUGAUGUCCAUUUGUGUAAAAGUUGAAAUUUGUUGAUUGUGUGUUGUAGUUGUAUUAAUAAAGACAUAAACAUGAUUGGGUUUUUUGAAUUGGAGGAUGAUGGAGUACAAACAAUAAAGGAAAUAAUAAUGUGUUA
Molecule: messenger RNA, 2132 nt
Organism: Ipomoea triloba (trilobed morning glory)
Lineage: Eukaryota; Viridiplantae; Streptophyta; Magnoliopsida; Solanales; Convolvulaceae
Product: trihelix transcription factor GT-2-like
Exons: 2
Coding region: 189-1745 (518 amino acids)
Source: RefSeq, a predicted model, not a curated record